This is a messenger RNA of Alligator mississippiensis (American alligator), 8561 nucleotides long. RefSeq names its product angiopoietin like 5 (gene ANGPTL5). The coding region runs from base 6360 to 7535 and encodes 391 amino acids. The record is from RefSeq and is a predicted model, not a curated record. The transcript is spliced from 8 exons. Lineage: Eukaryota; Metazoa; Chordata; Crocodylia; Alligatoridae.
CGAAAGGUGGAUCGGAUCCUCUCUUGAGCUCCUUGCGACCCUAGGAGCCCCCAGGGAUCCUGGCUGCCAUUCCCAGCAGGCCAAAAACGUAUUCGUGCCCCCCAGUUUAUGUAGUGGUUGGCGUGGAUAGGGAGCCGUGUCAUUUGGCAUAAAUGGGGAGCUGUGUCUUGGUUGGCGAGGAUGGGUUGGCAUGGAUGGGGGGCCUUGUCUUGGUUGGUGGGGAUGGGUUGUCAUGGAUGGGGGGGCCGUGUCUUGGUUGGCGUGAUUAGGGAGCUGUGUCUUGGUUGGCGUGGAUAGGGAGCCGUGUCUUUGGGCUUUGGGUGCAGAGGAGUGCGAGGUGAACCGCUGCUGCUAUAGCUCCAUUAUUUAGGGACAGGCCUGUUUACUACUUUCAUGGGAUUGUGCACCCCUGAAAGGCCAUGGAGAAAAUAACUAAACAAACAAAAAGAAGGCGGGUUGGGAGCAAGGUUGCAGUUUCAGAAGCAGGGAUCCAGAAGGGGACCUGGAGCAGAGUGCACUGUCCAGCACCCACUGCCCCCUGAAAGAGACAACGGAGCCUGCAGACACCAACUAGCAAAACUCCUCGUGGAGAUGUGUGUGAAGGAGUGAGAGGAAGACAGACAACCUCACGCUCAUCCAGGUUCCCCAUGGUCAGAGCCUCCUUCAUGGUCUGCUCGAUGGCCAGCUUAACCAGAGCCAGAAGGAGGGUUGGCCAGGAGGUCCUGGAGCUUGGUGGGGCUAUGGAUGGGGAGGAUAUAACAGAGAAUGUGCGGGAAGAAGAGCAGCCAUAGCAGGAGGUUUUAGUGGAAGCAGAAAAGGGACUGCAACCUGGGGUACUGGAGGUAGGCGUGUGCCAGUGUCUGCCUCUUUUGGCAGAAGUGUCAGGGGUGUCCCUAAAGCACGCCACAUAUAUGCCCCUGUUGACCGCUUAAAGGAGGAGCUGCCAGCUGAGGUCUCUGAGGAACUGAAGUAGUUCUUGGGAUUCCUUUAGGGCAGGGGUGGGAAUGAUUUUGGGCAGAGGGCCACUUAGUGAGUUUUGGCAAGGCAUUGAGGGCCACAUGACAGGCAGCCAGGGGCAGAUAAAUAUUAACUUUUUAAAUUUUUAGGUGCCCCACAGGCCGGAUAGAAUAGCCUGGUGGGCCGCAUCUGGCCCAUGGGCCGCAGUUUGCCCACCCCUUCUUUAGGGACAGGAAGCAGGCUACUCUCAGCUUUCCAGCAACACAAAAAGAAUAGGGAAAUGACCCAGAUCAUCUAGUAAUAACUGGUGUACUGAACCAAGGAUGUUAGACAUAGUCUGUGGGCUGGAUCUGGUCUGCAGCAUAUUCUGGCUGUCUGGUCCCUGGUGAUGUCCCCUGGGUCUGAUCAGACCGAUACAGGACGUGGCAUGGGACCCUCUCCCCUUACCCCAACAUACCUGAUCUGGAAGUUGCUUCAGCUAGUCUCGGACCUAUACUGUGUGCAGCGUGGAUCCUGGUGUGUACAUGCAGGGCAGGUCCCUGACCAGCUGAAGUGGGUACUGCGUGUGGUGCAGUCUGGCUGGGGUGGCCACUGUGUGUCAUUUCAGCCAGACUGCACUGCAUGCAGCGCCCAUUCCAGUCACUCCAAAAUCUGUGCAGCAUGCAGUAUGGGUCCCAGACAGGCUGGAGCAAUCACCAGAUUGGGUAUACUGGGGGAGAGGGAUGGGGUACCUGGGACAAAUAUGUCCUGCGGACCAGUCCUAUGCCAGUCAUCUGGUCUGCAGGGCAGGGUGAGUUUGACAUCCCUACUGUAAGUGAUGAGGGACAAGUCGCCACAAGAUUUUAAUGUAGGGGCUACCUUGUAAGAAAUAAUAGUGUUUGCUUCAUUGCUCACUUUUAUGAAAGGAGCCUACAAGAUAGUUUCAUAGUUGUAGGGUCGGAAGGGACCUGAGCAGAUCAUCAAGUCCAACCCCCUGCCAUGGGCAAGAAAAAAUGCUGGGGUCAAAUGACGCCGGCUAGGUGAUUAUCCAGCCUCCUUUUGAAGACCCCCAGGGUAGGGGCAAGCACCACUUCCCUUGGAAGUUGGUUCCAGAUCCUAGUCGCCCUGACUGUGAAGUAGCACCUCCUGAUAUCUAGCCUGAAUCUGCUCUCCAUCAAUUUAUGGCUGUUAUUCCUUGUUACUCCCAGUAGUGCUCAGGGGAACAGGGACUCUCCCAUUGCCUGCUGGUCUCCCUUGGCCAGUUUAUAGACGGCCACCAGAUCCCCUCUCAGCCUUCUCUUGUGGAGGCUGACCAGGUUCAGGUCCCUUAACCUCUCGUAGGGCCUGCCCUGCUGCCCCCUGAUCAUGUGAGUGGCCCUCCUCUGGACCUUCUUGAUGCUGUCCGCAUCCCUCCUGAAGUGCAGCACCCAGAACUGAACGCAGUACUCCAACUGGGGCCUGACCAGUGUCGCAUAGAGGGGGAGGAUCACCUCCUUGGACCUGCUCAUGAUGCAUCUGUAGAUGCAUGACAAGGUGUGGUUAGCCUUCCCGACUGCAUCCCCACAUUGGCGGCCCAUGUUCAUCUUGGAGUCUAUAAUGACUCCAAGAUCCUUUUCUGCCUCUGUGCUGAUGAGAAGGGAGUUCCCCAGCCUGUAGGUGUGCUGCUGAUUCUUUCUCCUUGGGUACAGUACCCUGCACUUUUCAGUAUUGAAUCCCAUCUUAUUCUCAUCCGCCCACUCCUGUAACCUGUCCAGGUCCAAUUGCAGCCUGUACCUCCUUUCUAGUGUGCUGACUUCUCCCCACAUCUUAGUGUCAUCUGCAAAUUUGAACAAGGUGCUUUUCACCCCCUUGUCCAAGUUGCUGAUGAAGAUGUUGAACAGUGCGGGCCCGAGGACUGAGCCCUGGGGGACCCCACUGCCCACAUCCCUCCAGGUCAAAAAUGACCCGUCCACCACCACUCUGUGGGUGCGGCCCUCCAGCCAAUUGGUGACCCAUCUGACUAGGCAUCGACACCACAAUCUCCUCAUUUUUUAAUGAGAGUGGAGUGAGAGACAGUGUUGAAGGCCUUCCUAAAGUCUAGAAAGACUACGCCUACCGCAACACCUGCGUCCAAGGUUUUUGUGACCUGGUAAAGAUUCGGUUGAUAUAAUCUGAUCAUAUCAAACUUGACAGAUUUUAUUAGGUUCUAAUUGUUAAAACUGAAGGAUCGUACAUUUUACAAUUAGUUUUGUUUCUUUCAAAAUAAACAAUUUCAACGAUUGUUAAUAAUGGGAUGCUGAUGGCAACUGGUGUCAUUAAAAUAGAUAGCACUUCUCUUUUUAACUUGUUUUUGAUUGCUUAGAACUUCAACUUUACCAACCCCUAAUCAUACAGGUUAAAUACUUUCAUUUGUGUGUUCUUUCUCAGAUUUAUUUAUUUGCUUUCAACAAAAAUGAUUCAUCUUUGUUUUAGAAUGAAGUUAAGGGAAAACAGUGUUAAAACUGCUAAACCAUUUUUCUGACUGUUUGAGGAAAAGUGUCUCAGACUUUUUAUCAGCAACUUAACAUUUGUCGAGAGAGGCUCUAUUCCUGUUUCCAUAAAAACCCAGCCAGGGAUUGUGGCUCCAGUCAUGAAUACAGGCAAAAUGAAUCAUCUUUCCUUUAAUCCUGGAAUUUCCUAACCUCUUAGUGUUUUAUUUUGUAAUGUUAAUGAUGUUUUCAUUAACUUGUCUUUUACAUGUAAUACGUUAGAAAUAUCAGAUAAUUAAAGUACAUUUGUGACUGAAUGUCUUUGUAAUGCAUAUGUACUGACAAGCAUAUCUUGAAUGACUGCCAACUGAUUAUUGAACUGUUGUUAAUUGAUGAGCUUUAUUUUUCAAUGUUUCUUAGUCUGAAACAGGGCAUUGGGUGUUUUGCCUGAGUGAAGAGUAAAGAUCAAUUCCUAAUCAUUCAUGGGCUAGAUCAAGGCACCCUAGAGUGCCUUGAGAUCCUUUCAGGUGUCCUGUGGGAUUUACAGCGAUGAUCCGUCAGGAUUGAGGAUGACCACUCCCAUGGAUCAACUAAAGGAUUGUAGAUAAGUCAGUUUGGCUAAGAUCCCUAGAGUCACAGACUGGCAAAUGCCACAGGCGGUGGUUACAAGGAGGGUCAAACCAUGGAUUUCUUGGUCUUGUUUCCUUUCCUUCCAUUUCUGUUGUUUAUCUGUCUCCAGGGCAAGAUGGUUUUCCUCAAAGUAAGCCACAUAGACCUGUCCCAGGCUAGUUUUUCCCAAUUUGUGGUGUCAAUGCCACCCUUCUUAAUGUUUGCCUUGAGGGUGUCCUUGAAGCAUUUCCUCUGGCCCCCAUGUGUCCUUUGUCCUUGCCUGAGUAGGAAGCAUAGCAGUUGUUUCAGCGAACGUACAUCAGACAUGCGCACACAGUGCCCUGCCCACCACAACUGAUGUUGAAUAAUCAACACGUCCAUACUGGUGGCAUUGUCAUCGGUGAGGACACUGGUGUGAUGAUCCUCCUACUUUAUGCCAAGGAUCUCCCACUGGUGAUAGCACUCCAGGCUUUUCAGGUGUUCCCUGUAGGUCACCCAAGCUUCACAGCUGGGUGGGAUUCAGUACAAUGUUAGCAGUAUUAGGUGUGUAAAACAUGAUUCACAAGAUAAACCUAGAGAUUUUAAAUAGGAACCCGCUGCGUUAAAAGCAUUCUGACCUUUUGUGGUCUUUCUGAGUUCUUAGCAACAGGAGAAUUGCUCUAUUAUUUUUCUGCAGUCUAAAAUCAAAUGCAAACUAAGAGCUGACAUUUUCCAAUGGGAGUCUUGACUAUAGUGAGAGGAGCCUCAAGUCUAAAAUGUUGAGAACCAUUGAGCUAGAUUAUAGGUUUGUUGCCCUGCCCUGCCCUACAAGAGCAGGCCACUUUUCUGUUUUUGCCAGGGAAUUAAUCUGCUAUGGCCCUUCAUCGUGUUGCAGUACUUCUCUGUGAGUUCCACUCGGCCAUGCUGCAUGGAAUGAGGAAUGGCAGACUCAAGGAUCUGACUCGUUCCUUUUUCACCUGUGUGCACGUGUCAGGAUUGGGAUGUGAGCUGAAUCCAGGGCUACAGCUUGAAUCCAGGUGCUGAAAUCAUGAUCAGGGACAGGCCAAGGUCCAGAAGCCAGGGUUAGGAAGUCACAGGUCACACUUGGCCAGGAUCAGAGUGAAGAAUGAUCCCCGGGUCAGAAGCUGAGGGUUACAAUUGGGAGGAAACCCAAAGUUGGAAUCUGACACAGUUACCAGAAGAGCAGGGGCCAGCGUCAAGGCCAGGUACUAGGAUCAGAGUAGUCUCUGACCUGCUGGUUUUAAGGCUGGUAUUAGGGAGGAAUUGGUCUCCUGUCAUCACUGUCUAAGUAAUGAUUGCCCACCAGAGGGAUGACUCAUCCUGAGCUUGAAUCAUGAUUCAUACAGCAUGGAAGGAGGCACCACAUGGUUUCUGCAGGCAGCUAGCACACUUCCACGUGCUUGACUAAAAUACGAACAAAAAAGUUAUUGGUGUCUUUCAGUGUCAUAUAGAGAUGCUGUGAAACCAUUUAUAACAAUUGAAGGUCUCAUUUUGGGUGAUACUGAAUAUUCCAAGCUGCCGUUGACUUAGAUGAGCAUCCACAACUCUCAUGUAAGAUUCAGUUUCCAAAUCCAGGUACUUUUUGGGUGUGAAAUUUUUAUAGAGCUUAUAAUUAAGGCUUCAUGCUUUUAAGUGUUCAUUUUUUCCUGUUUUUCAGGUUUUUACAUAUACUAUGACCAUAUAGCAAAGGGAAAAUACUUUUUUUCUUAAACUAUUUUAAAAGUUGGCCCACUCUCAUUCGCUUUAUUCCUAGAGAUAUGUCAAACUGAGCUUGAGAGAUCUCUAAAAUCUAUUACUGGCCUCUAAAAAAAUUUCAACAUAGCACAGAUGAAUUACUUUUUAUAGACACAUAGUCUCAGACCUUUUUUUUUUUUUUUAAAACCACAGUGUGUAGUUAUCAUUUUUAAGUUAAAACCAGAAACCUACAUAUUCUGGAAGUGCUUCUUCAGCACUGCUGGUACAACAAUACAGUAGUUUCAUUUUCAAGGUAAACACAUUUAAAAUGAUUAAGAUGCAGAUUAACUAUUUUUUAACCAACCUGAUCCACUCAGUUCAUGUUCAAAUGGUAACAUAUAUCAAGACCUAGCACAAUCUAAUUAAACUAAAGUGUUAAUAUAUUUAGUUCUGUGUUAUGGGGUAAUAUGAAGUACUUGCUUGCAGGGUGAAAACAAUGAAUUAUAUGAGAUGCAACAAUCUGUUGUGUAAAUAAAAUAUGUUUUAUUAAAUCCAGGCAUAAAAGGAUACAUGUGUUGGCUGCUGUUUAUGCUGUAAGCAUUCCCAAAUACUUAACUUAAGACUUCAUAGUGUACAAUCCUUUCCACAGAAAUCUGAAACCAGGCAAAGCAUUUGCAUUUCUUCAAGUAAAAGAUGAUCCACUUUAGUGCAACUUCAUUGAUUUGUCUGAAUAUAUUUUUAUUCAGUUGUGGAGGAAAGAUUGUGUUAGGUAACAUCAGACCCUGUUCUACUAAGGGUACACCCAAUGUCAACAUUGUGGAAGAACCUCAUAAAGCAAGUGAGAAAAAUAAAUCGGCAGAUAUUUCAAAGCAAAAAGAACAAUGCCUUGUACCAUGCAGUGUUCAAGCAAAGAUGUUACGAGGAGAAAAACAGUACAUGUGCAGAAAUCUGCAGAGUUCUCUUGUUGAAUAUGCAAGAAGUACAAAACAAAUGAUAAGAAAUAUGAUGGAUGAUCAACAGUCGUCUUUGGACUAUCUUUCUAAUCAGGUGAAUGAACUUAUGAACAGGGUCCUUCUUUUGAAUGCAGAAGUAUUGCGAAAACAUUUGGAUCUGCUUCCUUACAAAACAGUUCAGUCUCAUGGACUGGAUUGCACUGAUAUUAAAGAUACCGUAGGUUCUGUUUCAAAAACUCCAUCUGGCCUGUACAUUAUUCACCCAGAAGGAUCAAAUUUUGCAUAUGAGGUUUUGUGUGACAUGGAUUUUCAAGGAGGUGGGUGGACUGUGAUUCAGAAAAGAACUGAUGGGAUAAUUGAAUUCCAGAGGACAUGGUCUGAAUACCUGGAUGGAUUUGGUGAUCUUUCUGGAGAAUUUUGGCUUGGCCUGAGGAAAAUUUUUCAUAUCGUAAAUCAGAAAGCAGCCAGCUUCCAGCUUCAUGUGGUUUUGGAAUCUGAAGAUGACAGAUAUGCGUAUGCCUCUUAUGACAAUUUUUGGGUAGAGGAUGAAGUAUGUUCUUUUAAAAUCCAUUUAGGGCGCUAUUCAGGAAAUGCAGGUGAUGCAUUUCGGGGAUACAGACAGGAAGAUAACCAGAAUGCAAUGCCCUUCAGCACCUUUGAUGUUGAUAAUGAUGGGUGCAGGCCAGCGUGCACGAUUAAGGAACAGCCUGUGAAGAGCUGCAGUAACUUCAGUGACAAGACAGGGUGGUGGUUCAACCAAUGUGGCCUUGCGAAUCUCAAUGGUGUUCAUCGUUUCACUGGCAGGUUUCUUGCAACAGGGAUUCAUUGGGAUACAUGGACACUGAAUGAAAAACCAGUCAAAAUUAGAUCAGUUUCAAUGAAAAUUAGAAGAACCUACAACCCUUAUUUCAAAUAACCACUUACUACAAUCUAAUAAAGCUCAUGUUUUGCAAUUAGGCUCACUGUCAUUCAAUCUUUACAGUCUUCGUUAAAUAAUCCAGUUUUAUGAGUUAUCUUGGUUAUUUAUGACUAGCAUUGCAUUUUUCAUUACUAGCAUUACCAAGUUUGAAUACUACUUAGUCAAUUAUAUUUGUAUUAUUAGACUGUCAGGAGGAGCUUUGUUAGUGCUUUAUACUACUGGAUGUCAGCUGAAAUGAGUGAUUGUACUCUCAUUCAUGAGUGAGAAGGCUCUAAGUGUAAGGCAUUUACAGUGUGAGGAUUAGGCUUUUGGUAUUCAGCUGCCUCUUACCUCCCUUUAGGAUUGAUGGUAGGAUUGUAACAUGCACAACAAGUAUAUUAUAUUUCACAAAUUAUAUUUAACAUUAUAUUUAAAAAUUAGUUUCUCUGCAUAUGUGAAUUGCUAAGAACCAUUAAGUAAAUAAAUCCAUAAAAGGCACAUCUGCAAUUAUGUUCAUUUAGAAAAUACAUUUCUACUCCUCCUCCUACCAUCUACCAGACUAAAAACCUGAACACUCUUUACUUAGGCACGAUUCUCAUUGAUAUGAGUUAGAGCCUGGUUUGAGGAAGGGCUGCAUAGUCAGGCCAUACAUACACACUUUUAGAAUCUUUUUUUUUUUUAUCUUUCACAUGCGAGAUUCAUGGUUCUCUUUUGUCCUUGCACAUUCACUGACAAUCACUUACAAUAUGAGACUCAGAUUUAGGGCAUUUUAAUAACUGAAAUGGUGAAUUCAUUACAAACUGACAUGCAGGGUUACAAUGCUGUAGGGAUUUUUCAUUGUCUUUGCAAUUGUAAUGUUGGAACUAUGGGCCUAUUCCAUCAUUCUUGACUUCAUUUUCUUUUGUUAAGGGUGUUUUCCCAUAACAAGGCAUCAAUAUUGAACUCUAUGCAAGCACCUUUUAAAUUAAGUAAUUUGGAUCGUUUGUGUUUGACCCUGUCAGUAAAAAUGUACAGAUAUCAAUAAAAAAAUGAAUAUUAUCAGUA